Pestalotiopsis fici W106-1 is the source of this 2136-nucleotide messenger RNA. RefSeq lists its product as uncharacterized. Lineage: Eukaryota; Fungi; Ascomycota; Sordariomycetes; Amphisphaeriales; Sporocadaceae. The transcript has 5 exons. Gene Ontology annotation, biological process: DNA-templated transcription; positive regulation of transcription by RNA polymerase II. Bases 1 to 2136 code for a protein of 711 amino acids. Gene Ontology annotation, cellular component: nucleus. The record is from RefSeq and is a predicted model, not a curated record. Gene Ontology annotation, molecular function: zinc ion binding; sequence-specific DNA binding; DNA-binding transcription factor activity, RNA polymerase II-specific.
AUGGAAACCAAGGCCAUGGAUACCCCGCAGGGCGACCUGGCCUCGCAACCAGAUGGAACGCCGCCAGUUAGCGAUCAACAGCAACAGCAUCUUCGAAGUCCCAUUAGCAGGAGUCGACGGAGUCGGGAGCGCAGUCGGGUCACGCGCGCCUGUGACCGUUGCAAAAGACGCAAAGUAAGGUGCAGCGGCACGCAUCCCUGUCUGCAGUGCAAUUUGGACAUAAACUCGUGCACAUACAAGGCAUCAUACACGCGCGGGCGCAUGCCCCCAACGCCCAUGAAACUAGAUCUAGACCAACUGGAUGAACAUGAGACACGGGAGUCGGACUCUGCCGAUGUCACUCAAGGAGACGAAGUAAGCGAUGUUGCCGGCCGUGAUACAAUACAGCCUCCCGAGGCAUCUCAUCAGGUCACAUCGUCGCACGUGUCGCCGGAACCAUCACAAACUGAUCUUCAGGGCCACUAUAUUGGCCCGGCAUCCGGCGUGUCCUUUUUAUUGCGCGUUCAGAAGCGCUUACACCAGACCGUGACCUUUUCUCAAGCCUCGUCCAUUUUCACCUUUGGCGAUGCGCCACUCCCGGACCCCGAUCCGGCGUCUUGUCUGCUCAUGUCCCGCGAUGAGGGCCAGAAACUCCUAGAGCGGUAUUUUGAUUUUGCAGCCGCAACUUACCGAUUCUACCAUCGUCCCACCGUGGAGCAAUGGCUUGAUGAAUUCUUCACGACCAAGGGCGCCAUGCGCGACCCAGAAGAGGCCUUUGCCCGGAAAGCGGUUCUGUUCAUGGUCUUUGCCCAGGCUCAAGUUUACAUGCCCGGACCUUCAUCCCAAGAGGACAGCGCGCGGUACUUUAUCGCGGCCGAGCAGCAGUUGGCCAAGGAGAGGGGCUCCAUCCGCCUCACGAGCGUCCAGGCCCGGCUCGCGCAGUGCUUUUACCUGCUUGGGCGGUCGCGCAUCAAUCACUGCUGGAGUCUGUUUGGUACAACGGCGCAUCUCGUCCUCGCAAUAGGUCUGAACCGGAAUCGUCGGGGUUUUGCGACGGCCGAGUUCGAUCGUGUUACCACUGAAUGUCGCCGCCGAACCUUUUGGUGUGCUUAUUGUCUCGAUUGCUAUCUCAGCGCCGCGCUGGGCCGCCCCCGGACAUUUCACGAGGACGAUAUUGAUCAAGAACUUCCUUCCAAUAUCGAAGACUCGGAUCUCGGUGAACAAGUCGGCGCCUCCAAGCACCCUAGGUCAGAGCAAUCCCUCAUGCUUGCACCAGUGGCCCAUGUAAGGUUAGCUAGGAUUAUAAGCGGGGUUCUUCGUGACCUUUACUCAAUCAAACCAAUAUCGGCAUCCAAGCGUCUCACUCUGGCGACCAAACACACGGCUGCACUCAAGGACUGGCGCAAGGAGAUAGCCUACUUUCUCGACGUCAACGGUCUGAGCGCCUCAUUCAUGAAGCCCAUUUACCAGCGCCAGAUUAACGUCUUGAACUUUGCUUACUGGCAUGCCAUGAUUUUGACUAACCGCCCCUUUUUGCUCAGCAACUUUGCGCGGCUACAACAGGCACCAUUGUCCUCGGACGCAGCCAAGAAAGCCCGCACGAGUCCUGGCGUGCAAGAGUGCCUGCACGCCGCCAUGAGUAUCGUCGAAACUGUGAAUAGGUUGUUCCAGGCCGACCAGCUAUUCCGAGGAUACUGGUUUACGCUAUAUUUUGCCUUCUCAGCAGUCGUGGUUCUAUAUGUCUACGCCAUCCAGCAAAAGGCCAGCCCAAUCGAAACCUAUCGCGCCUACCUCGAGGCAGCGGGCACGUGUCAAGGCCAAAUCUUUGCCAUGGCCGAACAAGGCUCCCUUACGCAGCGGUAUAGUCUCGUGCUUGAGGAGCUUCGGGCCGAGGCCCUGAGGCAUACUGUCGGCAGCGGCAGUGGACCGAAGGCAGUAUCAGUCGAUCAGCAACAACCGCCCGUGACAACGGCACUUGAUGGCAGCGGCAAUACUGCUGCGGUGCCAGUGACUAGUGCACCAAGUGGCAUGCAAGAUAUGUCUUUCCAGGAGCUGGGCUUGAUUCUCAAUGGGGAUAUGAACUGGGAAGUGAGUCCCAGUAGCUCAGUGGCGGAUGGCACAGGCUGGGGCCACUUUGACUCUUUGACUCAGAACUAG